AUGGACACAAAAACCACAGAACCGUUGGAGCUGAUGCCUUAUCGCAUUGGACCUCCAAGACUUUCUAAAGAAUCAAGGAUUCUGGCCCGCUUUUAUGAGCCGCUCUAUCUGCUUCGAGCACUUGGUCAGACGAGAGGUGCACAUACACCUCAGCCGCCCAGUCCUAAUCAUAUUACAGAGACAAGGAGGAGGUUCCUGGAGAACCUUUGCUUUGUCUGCGACUUUACUAGGGGUGGGAAGUCUUGUACUGCUAUUGGACUAGAAGAAUGUCCAGACAAGUAUCAAUUCUGGGUUUCCUCGAAUGGCCAAAAUGCAAAGAUUGCCAAAUUUCUGGAGGAAGUGCUCGAGUUCUUGUCUUGUAUCGGUGCUUCUACCGAGACAGAGCUGGCCGAUACAGAGCUGGCCACCGUGAACAGCAACUUCGUUCGCCUCUGUGCAGAGUUUGCUAAACCCCGCAUAGAAGCAGAGCGGAAGCUGAUACAAAAACAAGCAGAAAAAUGUGUAUCCAAGAUACGGAACCGGAUGACUGAGGCGGAUGGGUCCAGCAUCCUCAUCGUCGUCGACAAUAUAGACGAAAGUCACAGAAUCGAUUUAGGUAACCUGGUCUUGAUGCUAGAGAAUUUAAUUAAUCAAAAAGAUCCGAUCAGACUUUGUGAGUUCGCACACGAACACCGACAGUCAACAUGGGUGACCGAUCUCAAAACUCUGGCCUUUGAAGAUGAGCGAGAAUUCGUCCCGGAAGCAGAACGUUCUUCUUUUUUCUCAGUUCGGCAUUAUGUUGGAACAUUAUCUCGCCAUAUAAGGGCACCUAGACAACUUGUCGAAGGCUCUCACAACAUGAGGCAGAUACUGCAAAUAUACACAGUUAUGAUGGUUAGUCCUCUCGCCGGCGUCCAAUUACCAUUACGUGAUAGACAUACAAAUCUCAGGGGAAUCAUGAAUCGGAUGUUCAAAGCACAUGAUGUGGAGAAGAAUAUGGUGGAAGCAGGACUUGUAUACUUGCAUAGAGUUUCUGGAGUAUUCGACGAGUUUGUGACGUUUUACAAAGAAUCUGAGGGCUGUGUGCAUGCCGAGAUCCAAGUCAUGGAGCAUUUCUGUCAGUCGCAACUCGCCUUUGCAUUCAACGAUCGUUUCAUUGCUUGCAGUAAACCAGCGUGUCUCUGUUGUGAAUUAUACUUCAAGCACCAUCCAGCUCGCAUAGUGGUUCCGUCAUCUCACAGAAAAGUUUGGACGAACUGGAGUCCCCCGAGAAUUGAGGACUUCGCUGCCAAGGAAGAUAUGGUCAUACAGCAAAGGCAAAUCAUGAGCAAGAUAACACAUGACGUCCGUGAGCAAGUCAUUGACCAGGUUUUGCAACGUACGUCACAAAUUCCCUGGCAUCCAGAUUCCAGAACUGGUAUCACGGAGUCGCUUGUUACGGCUCUUCAAGGCAUUUCUCUGGACCCACAGCUUUCAGAAGUAUCGGACAGCGAUUUUGACUCAGACUCUGUGGAUAGUUCGGAGAGUGAGACGUGGUCAGAUCUUGAAGAUGGCGAUGUGCCUUUAUUGGCCUGA
This is a messenger RNA of Talaromyces marneffei, 1554 nucleotides long. RefSeq lists its product as uncharacterized. The transcript has a single exon. NCBI's taxonomy places the organism in Eukaryota, Fungi, Ascomycota, Eurotiomycetes, Eurotiales, Trichocomaceae. The record is from RefSeq and is a predicted model, not a curated record. The coding region runs from base 1 to 1554 and encodes 517 amino acids.